GAAUAUAUCUAUAUAUAGCUGGGAUUGCGAGCAAAUUAUUUACAGAACAAUACCUCUUCUCCCAAAACUUCUAUACUUACAGAAGUAGUAUGUUCUUUCCUCAGCACGCAUCCUCUGCAACUUUCAUGGCCACUAUCCUCGCCUUUUUUCUUUUCCUCUUCUUUCUAUUAUGGAUACUAAGAAAAACCCGUAAAACAGCACUUCCACCAGAAGCUGGUGGCGCUUGGCCGUUGAUUGGCCACCUCCACCUAUUACGAGGACCAAAACCAGCCCAUAUUACAUUGGGUAAGAUGGCCGAUAAGUAUGGAUCACUCUUCACUAUCCGGCUGGGUGUACAUCCUGCUCUGAUAGUGAGCAAUUGGGAGGUAGCUAAAGAGUGCUUCACCACUCAUGACAAAGUCUUUGCCAACCGUCCAAAGGCUAUAGCUUCAGAACUCAUGGGCUACAACUAUGCCUUGUUUGUGCUUAGCCCUUACGGUCCUUACUGGCGUCAAGUGCGUAAAAUAGCCACGGUGGAGGUCCUCUCAAAUCACCGCCUUGCGAUGCUCAAACACAUCCGAGAGCAUGAGGUAAAUAGAUCCAUAAAAGAGAUGUAUGAACUCUGGGUGAAGAACAACAAUAUGUUGGUAGAUAUGCAGAGAUGGUUUGGGUCCUUAGCCCUAAAUAUUGUAUUUAAGAUGGUUGUGGGGAAGCGAUUUUAUGGGGCUGAAGACGAGGAAGAGAAUGUUGGUGACGAUCAGUGCCGGCAGACAUUAAAAGAUGUCUUUGAGUUGAGUGGUACAGUUGUGGUAGCAGAUGUGCUUCCUUACUUAAGGUGGUUGGACUUUGGAGGGUACGAGAAGACGAUGAAGAAAACUGCAAAAGAAUUUGAUCAUGUGCUUGAAGGUUGGUUGGAAGAGCAUAAGCAAAGGAAAGUUUCCGGUGAGGGAAAGGGAGACAAAGACUUUAUGGAUGUGAUGUUGUCCGUUGUUGCCAACGAAGAAAAGAUCUCCAAUUAUGACGCUGAUACAAUUACUAAAGCUACAUGCCUGUCCCUUGUCGUAGCGGGUGCAGAUACAACAGCAACAACGUUGACAUGGGCUAUCUCUCUACUUCUUAACAACCGAAAAGCCUUAAAGAAAGCACAACAAGAGUUAGAUGUGCAAGUUGGCAAGGAUAGGCAAGUAAAGGAAUCAGACAUUAAAAACCUAGUCUAUCUCCAAGCUAUCAUCAAAGAAACAAUGCGUUUACACCCUGCUGCAUCGCUCUCUCCCCCGCACGAGUCCAUGGAAGAUUGCACUUUGGCUGGCUACCAUGUUCCAGCAGGAACACGGCUCCUUGUUAAUAUUUCAAAGAUCCAUCGAGACCCAAAUGUGUGGUCUAAUCCAAAUGAAUUUCAGCCAGAAAGAUUCCUUACAGCCGAUAAGGAUGUUGAUGUCAGGGGCAACCAUUUCAAAUUUAUACCAUUUGGCUCUGGUAGAAGGGUGUGCCCGGGAAUCUCAUUUGCAUUGCAAGUUAUGCAUCUCACACUUGCCACCUUGUUGCACGCUUUUGAAAUUGCAACCCCGUUAGACGAGCCUGUGGAUAUGACUGAGAAAAUUGGAAUUAACAAUCAGAAAACUACACCGGUUGAAGUCCAACUCACUCCACGCCUUCCUACGCAAGUAUAUUGAUGGUUUGAUUAGAUAUGUGGUAACUAAAAUGCGAACUACACUUUUUCAUACUAUGGGUAAUGUUAUUGAGUACAUUAUUGUACAACUGUCAUACAACUGAGAUAAUAUUGCAGUAAAAAUCAGCCUUUGAUUUUUUUUUUUUUUACAAGUACUAAUCUUAUGGCUGAUUUUACUUCUAUAUUAUUAAGUUAUAUGACAGUCAUAUAACAAUCUACUAAAUAACAUUAUUCUUUCAUAAUUAGCGUGUGCAAGGAUUUUUCCCUUAUGUUUUUCUUUUUACAUUUUGAGGCAUGCAAUAAGAGAACUCCUGGAAUACGAGGAUAUCUCCUCUGCAGUUUAGUAGUAGUAGCUUUUAUCAAUAUUUAUAAUACCAAACCCAUUGUAAUUCAUCUACUCUAUUCUUAUCACGGUGGGUUGAUGAAUAAUAUUAUCAAUUAUCAAUAUUUCAACUAUUCCGCCGUUUGGAAGGUCCAGAGUGCCUCGAGCAACGUACCACAUCUUUUUCAAAAUAUAUUAUUUUUUUUCUAGCCUUUGUAUUUUCGAUUUUGUACUUUUCUGUUUUUGAAUAUGUGAAUUUGUUUGCAUUU
Messenger RNA from Corylus avellana, 2239 nucleotides. The record is from RefSeq and is a predicted model, not a curated record. NCBI's taxonomy places the organism in Eukaryota, Viridiplantae, Streptophyta, Magnoliopsida, Fagales, Betulaceae.